Molecule: messenger RNA, 912 nt
Organism: Camelina sativa (false flax)
Lineage: Eukaryota; Viridiplantae; Streptophyta; Magnoliopsida; Brassicales; Brassicaceae
Source: RefSeq, a predicted model, not a curated record
AUGGGGAAUCAAGUUGAUAACAAGUUCACGUGGCUGAUUAAGGAUUACUGCACUUGGCUACCGAAUUCAUAUCGUUCUGAUCAAUUUGUGAUCGGUGGCUGCACAUGGUAUCUUCAUGCCUGUUUCAGGAGACAUAGAGAUAAAGAUUUUAACUGUUUGUAUGUGUAUCUGGUAGAUGCUGAUUUUGAAUCCGCCUGGCGUCGUGACGAAAGAUGGAUAAAGUCCGUACAGGUAACCUUCACUGUGGUAAAUCAACUUUCUCAGGAACACUCAAAAGUGAAAGCAGCAGGCUUCUUUUUUGAUCAUAAUAAACCAAAGUGUUCUAUAUCUAUGAUUCGCCUUAGCAAGCUUCAUGCAAAAGAUGCUGGAUUUCUUGUGAACGAUGAACUCGAGAUUGUUGUUGUGAUAGAUGUUCUUAGUGUAUCAGAUGGAUCUCUAAAGGCCAAGAAACCUUUGAAUAGGCCUGAAGAACCAAUAGAUUUGGUGGAUGUCAAUGGGUUACAAGUUAUUCCUUCAGAGGUGGAUUUGGCGAGGCGUAUCUUUGAAUUACACCCAAAGACUGCAAAGAAGUACCGUACGAAGAACGAAUAUAUGAGAAGAUUUCAUACGAAAGUCCUCCUCGAUCUAACCAAGAGGUUCUUCAAAGUUCCAUAUGAAGACUCCAGUUAUGAUGUGUCUGAUUUUGAAGGUGCUCUGACAUACCUGAAAAGUGUUGGGUUUAAGUUGGAUUGGUUGGAGAAGAAACUUGAUGAAGUGAAAGAGAACAAGAAGAAAUGUGCCCGAUUGACUAAACUGGAGCAGCAGCGGCAAGACAUGAUGGAUAAGUACACAGACGUAAGAAACCAGCUGGAGAAGGAGAGGGCAGAGAUCAAGAAGACAGCUCAUGAUCUAUCUUUCAUUGAUAUAGUUUGA